Temnothorax curvispinosus is the source of this 3066-nucleotide messenger RNA. RefSeq names its product beta-glucuronidase. The record is from RefSeq and is a predicted model, not a curated record. Gene Ontology annotation, molecular function: beta-glucuronidase activity; carbohydrate binding. The transcript is spliced from 11 exons. Bases 590 to 2698 code for a protein of 702 amino acids. Gene Ontology annotation, biological process: glucuronoside catabolic process; carbohydrate metabolic process. NCBI's taxonomy places the organism in Eukaryota, Metazoa, Arthropoda, Insecta, Hymenoptera, Formicidae.
CCGAGGCUCAGGCUCGAAUGUUGCACAUCGGCGCGGCGGUGCCCAGUCUUCGGGUUGACGCGCGGAUUUAAAUACUCGGGUACCACCGGCUAUGAUCAAGGCAGAGAGAAAAAAUUUGACGCGUCUGCACCGAUGAUCGAUCGCGAAUGGCGCGAAUACAUCCGCGUGGCGAUUAAUUUCAAGUCAGCGAUUGUCUCCGUCCGUCUCUAUAACUCCAAUUGUAUUAACUGAAUUAAUGUUACGUAGUUCUCAAGGUAUUACGCGUGUCGGUGUCGUGAAAGCGAUAUAGUUAAUUAUAGUAAACGUGGAAAUAAAUGGAGAAAAGGAAUUGCAGGAAUUUUUGGCUCGACGUGCAAAACUAAGUGGAGUCGAGUGAAUAUAAAAACAAAACCGCUGGUGCGACAAGAAAAAAAAAGAAAACAAACAAAGACAUAUUCGAGACAAAGUGGAAUUUGUUUAAGAAGAAGAAAAAACACGAAAAAUCGUGAUUUAUUAAAAAGAAAACAAGAAGCGUCAUUCGCGAAAGAAGAAUUUUUUCACGUUGAUUUCCGUCUAGAAUAUAUAAUUAAAAUUUCUUGGACAGACCGAGAUGGCGGGGACCACUUCACUUUUCGGCAACUUCUCUUCAGACGCCGUGACCAGACUCGCGAUAGAACGCGGCGAUCGCUGCAAGGAAGGCCGCAGAGGGAUGUGGCACUUGAUCUUCCUGUUAAUCGGCAGCGCGAUGGCCGGCGAAUCCGGACCAGAGUCGCCGCCGGAGUUCUCCGACACGACGAUCAAAAUCGAGGCGCCGCUGCCUUACGAGGAGGCAUUUCCGACUCCGCUUCCUGGUUUGCUGUAUCCCAGAGAAAGUGAAUCUCGAGAGAUAAAAUCGCUAGACGGAUUAUGGGAUUUUGUCGUGUCGCCUGAAGGAGAUGCGCUAAAGGGUUACACGGAAGGAUGGUUCACCGAUGACUUAUCAAAGGUCGGCGAGAUGAUGAAGAUGCCGGUGCCCUCGUCCUACAAUGACAUUACAACAUCGCGUAACCUCAGAGACCACGUCGGGGCCGUGUGGUACCAGAGGACCUUCUUUGUGCCCUCCUCUUGGCGGGACCAUCGCGUUUUCGUCAGAUUUGGCUCGGUCCACUAUCUCGCACAAGUAUGGGUGAACAACGCUUUAGUGACCAAUCACGAAAUGGGCCACUUGCCCUUCGAAGCUGAGAUCUCGUCGUACGUGUCCUUCGGCGGCAAGAACCGCAUUACCGUCGCCGUGGAUAACACUCUACUGCAGACCAGCGUGCCCCAGGGCACAAUCAUGGAGAUGGUCACCGACAACGGCACCACGCACUUGCAGACUUACACCUUCGAUUUCUUCAACUACGCCGGCAUACACAGGUCCGUUUUGCUGUACACCACGCCGCGCGUCUACGUCGAAGACAUCACGGUGAGAACGAACCUGAUCGGCGACAUGGGAAUUGUCAAGUACAUCAUACAGCCGGCUGGCCUGCGCGAGGGAGAAAUACCUGUCUGCAGAGUCACGUUGCACGACGCCGAGCAUACCUUGGCCAUCAAGGAGCCCGUUUACGGCCUGUCCGGUACCCUGAAGGUCCCGCUCGCCAGACUCUGGUGGCCCAGAGGCAUGGACCCCAAGCCGGGAUACUUGUACACUUUGGAGGUGAGACUGUCAGUGGCGAAUGUCAGCAAAUCGGACAUCUAUCGAUUGCCGAUCGGCAUCAGGACACUCGCGUGGACCAACACGAGUCUCCUGUUGAACGACCGACCGGUGUACAUGCGCGGCUUCGGCAGACACGAGGACUCGGUUAUCAGAGGGCGCGGUUUCGACCUCGUCACCACUGUCAGGGAUCACGAGUUGCUUCAGUGGGUCGGCGCUAAUGCCUACAGGACCAGUCACUAUCCUUACAGCGACGAGGUCCUCGAUAUGGCCGACAGAUUGGGUUUUCUCGUGAUCGACGAGUGUCCUUCCGUCGAUACGGAGAAUUAUUCGCCGUCGUUACUCUCGCGUCACAAGGACUCGCUGUCGGAGCUCAUCCGCAGGGACAAGAAUCGACCCUCCGUGAUUAUGUGGUCUUUGGCUAACGAACCGAGGACCCAGCUGCCUCAGGCUGAGGAGUACUUCAAGCAGAUCGCCCAUCAUACCAAAGCGAUCGAUCCUACCAGGCCGGUCACCAUCGCUCUUGCUCGAGGAGUGCAGGAGGACAAAGCUGGUCAGUUUCUCGAUGUGAUUAGCUUCAAUCGAUACAACGCUUGGUACAACAACGCCGGCAGAAUGGACAUGAUCACUGGCAGAGUUCAAGGGGAAGCCGAGGCCUGGCACAGAAAAUAUAACAAGCCAGUACUUAUGUCCGAGUACGGAGCCGAUACUAUGCCCGGUCUACAUGAGCUACCGGAAUACGUAUGGAGCGAGGAAUACCAGAAAGAAUUAUUCUCCAGACACUUCAAAGCCUUCGAUCAAUUGCGACGCGAGGGCUUCUUUAUCGGCGAAUUCAUCUGGAACUUUGCCGAUUUCCGCACUGCGCAAACAUAUACCAGAGUGGGCGGCAACAAGAAGGGAAUCUUUACGAGAGACAGACAGCCGAAAAUGGCAGCCCAUCACGUUAGGAGGAGAUACCAUGCGCUCUCAGUCGAACUGGACGGCGCGCAGAUACCGGAGGAUGUCGAAAAUUACAUUUCAUCCUAUUAUUCUCACUUAGAACUCUGACUGAAUUUAAAAAGAGAAAAAAUUGAAGUGCGAGAAUUGCUUCGCAAGGUCUUAAUUUUUGACAAAACUGCAUUUUCAUUUUGUGCAUCGAGACACAAAGGUUGCACCGAUAACUUAACAUAGACUUAUUCACCUAAUGUACGCAUACUCUAUCAUAAAAUCAUUUGUAUCCAUUAUAUCCAUCUGUACCCAUUUUCUACGAGAAAAAUAUAAAUCCUCCAUUUAUUCAUCUAAGACUUGUUCACAUUCGUUCAUAUGACAAGAAAAACUCCAUUUUCGCACUCAUCUGACAUAAAUCUGACAUAAACUUUUAUAUCUGAUAUACUUUUGCGAUGUACAUAAAUAUUUAAAUUAAAAAAAAAACAGCA